GGGCGUUCCUAGACCCUUCUAGAACCGAGCUCUCGGCCUUGCCGCCCCUGAGCGGGGCAGCGGGCUCCGGCAGCCCCGGAGUUGGCGCGCGUGCUGCUGGGUAACAGGCCUGUUCGGGCGACUCCGGACCGCCCCUGCUCGGCUCAUCCGUGACCUCCAGGGCCCCUGACUGCGGGAGCCGCGGCGGAAGACAUGGGACUCCCUCGGUGCACCUGUGACGGCCACCUUGACGGGGGAAGCAGCGACGUCUUCGAGGAAACCGGAAGCCCGUGGUGACCCCUGGCGACCCGGUUUGUUUUCAGCCGGCUUCCAAACACUGGGGAAGCGAAACCCGGUGGCCUUGGGGACCGCCCUACGUAGCCAGGGUUCGGGCUGCCAUGGACACACUAGUAGAAGAUGACAUCUGCAUUCUGAAUCAUGAAAAGGCCCACAGAAGAGAGACAGUUACUCCACUCUCAGCAUAUCCCGGAGAUGAGUCUGUUGCUUCACAUUUUGCCCUGGUCACUGCUUAUGAAGACAUCAAGAAGAGACUUAAGUAUUCAGAGAAAGAAAACUCCUUCUUAAAGAAAAGAAUAAGGGCUUUGGAAGAAAAGCUUGUUGGAGCGCGAAUAGAUGAAGAAACAAGUUCUGUGGGACGAGAACAAGUGAAUAAGGCCUACCAUGCAUAUCGAGAGGUUUGCAUUGAUAGAGACAAUCUGAAGAACAAAUUGGAAAAGAUAAACAAAGACAACUCUGAGUCUUUGAAAGUGUUGAAUGAGCAGCUACAGUCUAAAGAAGUAGAACUUCUGCAGCUGAGGACAGAGGUGGAGACUCAGCAGGUGAUGAGGAAUUUAAAUCCGCCCUCAUCCAGCUGGGAAGUGGAGAAGCUAAGCUGUGACUUGAAGAUCCAUGGUUUGGAACAGGAGCUGGAACUACUGAGGAAAGAAUGUAGUGACCUCAGAACAGAGCUACAGAAAGCCAAACAGACGGGUCCAUCUCAGGAAGACAUUCUGCAGGACAGAGAUGUCACCAGGCCGAGCUUGUCGAGGGAAGAGCAUGUUCCACCCCAGGGCCUUCACCACAGUGAUAAUAUGCAACAUGCAUACUGGGAACUGAAGAGGGAAAUGUCUAACUUACACCUGGUGACUCAAGUGCAAGCAGAACUACUAAGAAAACUGAAAACCUCAGCUGCAGUCAAGAAAGCCUGUACCCCAGUAGGAUGUGUUGAAGACCUUGGGAGAGACAGCACGAAAUUGCAUUUGACAAAUUUGACUGCAACUUACAAAAGACAUCCCCCUUUGUCACCAAAUGGCAAAGCCACUUGUUAUGCUCCAUCUUCCCCUUUACCCGGAGAUAGAAAGGUUUUCUCAGACAAAGCAGUUCUUCAGUCGUGGACAGAUAACGAGACAUUGGUUCCUAAAGACGGUGCAGACUUUCAGGAGCACAACUCCUAUGGGAGAAAUUCUCUGGAAGAUAAUUCCUGGGUAUUCCCAAGCCCUCCUAAAUCAAGUGAGACAGCAUUUGGUGAAAACAAAAGCAAACUCUUACCUUUAUCCAACCUGCCACCACUGCAUUACCUGGAUCAACAUAAUCAGAACUGCCUUUACAAAAGUUGAUUUAUUUGACUUGUGAUUUGAUCACAAGGACACUGACUCACUGGUUCUCCCAAGAGAUUGUUCAGACUGAAAGUGGACUCUGAUGAAUGUCUUGGGGAGUUCUCCAGUGUGUACAUUUGUACAUUCUGUACAACAUUAUGUAUGCAGUUGAUUUUCCAGUAUGGAAACCUCCAGUUGUACCUUUGAAAACAAUUACAAAUUCUUGCUUCUUGGAUAAAGAGUGGAAAAUGAAAAUUUUAGACAUGGUUUUAUAAAGUAUGUGACCUGCCUACAUAUCCAAUCAUUAAUUAAAAAGCAGCCUUUAAUAGAAGAGAGAAACCAUGUCUGCUGGUUCAGAUUGUGUCAAGAAGCAAAUAAGAGUGUGGGUAAGUCGUGCUUUCUGUAACUUCCUGAUGCAUAAGGAUUUGAAAUAUAAUGGAAUAAAAGUAGAUUAUGACAUCUCUAUGCUACUCUUUCAAGUUUUAAGAUUUAAAAUCAUUUUUAAGUAAAAUGUUUGUGUAUACAAAUUUAAAGUGCAAUUUGAAUUCUGAGACUUGAACUAAUGAUGAUUGAAGCCAACUUUCCCCAGUAUAUACAAAUCCUAAAUAGUUAAAAAUGAUGUGCUCUAUGAAUAAACUAUUAUAACCUUAUAUAAUGUCCAGUUAAAAGUAGAAAAAGCAUCUCACAGGGCAGUCUCUUCAGUGAUUCAUAGUGAACUCACCAUGUGAUCAUUUUCAGCAGGACAGCUAUCUGUAUUACACAGAGCAGCUUAUACACUGUUAAACUAGGACAUUUGAGAAAGUAAAUGCUAAUUAGCUGCAUCUAGAACUAAAUCUUGUGCUGUACAAUUAUGAAAUAUCCCCAGACUCGUUCUAAGUGGCCAAUCACUUGUAAAUAAGUAAAGAAAUAACGAAGAUGGCUUCAUGUGGAAAUUCAUCUAAAUUCCUUCAAGGUCAAAGCACUACGAGUAUUAGUAAUCAUGUAUUACCUGUUUGAUGUAAGAAGACUUUAUCCUUUUCUAAGAGGCAUUUCAUGUAUCCUGAAUUCAGAGGAUCUCUGACUUAUCACUGAAUACCAUGCAUAGCCGGGCACUGUUCACUGUUGAGUUAUCUCAGUCACUUACUCAUGCCUGUCCCUGAUUAACAGAAUUGAUGUCAGAUACUGGAAUGUAUUCUAACCAAUGAACACAGCUGACUCGAGGGAGUACAGGCUCCUGCCAAGUAAUAUAACAAGACCCAAUAUGCAUAAAACAAAUACACGACUCCAGGCUCUAGCUGAAGGAACUAACUAUCUGUGUAAUAAGAAAGCAGACACAUUUCUCAUGUGGAUGCUAAGGCUGUCCAUCAUUUCCGUCCAAUGUAGCUUACUGGUUUGCCUUUUUUAAAACCAAGAUGAGAAGUUUUCUUUUGUAAAGAGAGUCUUAUAAUGUUUUUGAACAAUGCCAAGAAAUUGUUUUAAUUAAAAUUAUUUUUGUUUUUAAAAUGGAAUUGGAUGUGAAAUACUGUCCUUGCCUAUGUAUAUUUCCGAAGUAUGUUAUUAAUUUUAUUUCUCCAACAUAUUCUGAAUGGAGCAAAUUCCCUCUAACUAGUAUUAACAGUUAUCAAAAAGGAUUGCUAGAACAGUCUGGUGUUAAUAGUUCAAAGUAUUAAUGGCCUGUGUAAGACUUCUUAGCUAGAAAAGAUAAACCCUAAAAUAUUUUUACGUGGUCAGAAAAUGUUUAAAUAUAUACUUAGUCAGUGAUACCAUCUGUAUUUUGUGAUUCAUUAAAAUUGACAGUUCUGUUGCUCCUUUUCAUACUUGCUGUAAUAGCUGGAUUUCUUUUGUAAGAAAUUCCAAUUAACCACACCUGUAACUCAGUAAUAUUAGGACACAACCAACAGCAGCCACCUGGUCCUUCCUCUUGGUCAGUUACUGUAUUGAGCCAAGGCCAAAAUAGAACUAACUGCCCUAUGAACGUAUUAAAAACCCAGUAUCCAAAGACACAUCUGCAGAAGGUACACUAGUCAGACAAGAGGUGAAUGUGAACAUAGUUUGUCUAGUACCUAUUGGUUGGGAGACACACAAUAGAAAUCUUGUUACUAUGUCACUGGCUUCUUGUAACUACGUUUUCUUUGAGUCACUGAAAUCAGCUGUAGCCCUGUCCAUUAGACAUGUGCCAAUGCUAACAUGCCAGCACAGAAAUAAUCAGACACACAACAGAAAUCUUGUUACUAUGUCACUGGCUUCUUGUAGUAACUGUUUUUAAUUUGAGUCACUGAAAACAGCUGUAACACUGUCCAAUAGAAAUGUGCCAAUGCCAACAGACUGGCACAGAAAUAAUCGGCUGCUUGCCCCUCUCCCUAUGCUGCAGUCUCUACACUUACUGAGUUUGCUCUGCUUGGCCUCCAGUCACCUUUUGUUGAUCUGUGGUGGUCUGGGAGAAUGGGUUCUUUGAAUUUCAGACAAGAGUAAAGUAGUUCUUUGGUGAGUACCAUGUGAAGCUUGAACAUGCAUCCAUUGACUAGGUUCAUUUCAUUUGAAUGAGAAAAAAAAAUUGUCCGUAGGAUUGGACAAAGUUAAAUCUUGCCUUCCUGGUUUUUGUUCCUGUUCUAAAAAUAGCUUUUAAUAUAAAAAGCUCAGACUAGGUAACACACUAGAACAGAAACUUACCACAGUUCCUCCCAAAUCCCCAAUGUUACAAAACAGAAGUUCACACUUAAUGCCAACUUCUUAGAAUCCAAGAUAUACAGUAUUUUCAGUAGCCAAGCUCAAAAAAUCAAGAAACAAUGCAGAAACUUUUCUAUCAAAAGUUUCAGUAAAAUAAUCUCAUCCGUUUUCACAUAAAUCUGUGGAAAGUCUGCAGCCCUGCCUACCUGCAUCUGAUGGCAGUGCUGGGCAAGUUAUCACCAUAACAGACUGCUGGCCACAAGAGCACAUUAAGUGGUAGAGUGAAGAAGGGCUCUGGUUCACAGCUGCCAUUAACAGUGUUGAAGGUGGUCCAUUCCUUCUUUGCUUUGGUCCUUUGGUCCCACACUAGCCAUCAGCCUGCAUGAUCAGAAGGUAAUGCACACAUGAAACUAUGACAGCACUGUGAUUGCAGUUCGAGUUGUAAAACCUGGGUUAAGGCCAGGAAAACAAUAUAUUCCUCUUUUCCCUACCCCGUAUUUAAUAAACCAGAACUCUGAAAUAAAUACUUUUAUUUCAUUAAAAAAAAUCAGUAUUUUCAUGAUUAAGGUGAGCAAACAUUGUUUCAGUCCAUCAUUUCUGGUUUACAUUAUAAAUGGCUUCCAUAAGCGUGACUUCCUGACUCACUGUUUGCCUACAUGUUUGUGGGAAGCUUCUGUAACCUUUUCUUGGUAGGAACUCCAGUUUUUCUGAAUUCUUCCCUUUCCUUGAGAUACUCCAGUUUGCAUUCUUCAUAGAAGGCUGGAUCAUUAUAGCUAUAAGAAGUAAAUCAAUAUAUUUCAAAAUAGAUACAGUGUAAGCUUUAAUAACAUUCAGAUACUCAUGAAGUUUAAUCUUGAAAAGUUGACUUUCAAUAAUAGUCACCAAGACACAAUAAACAUUAACUAAUGAGAAAACCAUGAUUUCUUUUUAAUUUUGUAAUAAAGUACAUAGUACUAGAAAGUCUUGAGUUUAGUCUUAUCACAGGAUGGAACAGUGAUGAUACUUAGGAGCCCAUGGUUCAACACACAAGGGCUGGACUAGAACCAAAUACAAAAAGGACAGGGUUAGACAUGGAAACACGAAGAGGGGAGGUGUCACUGAGAGCGCCAUUGGGCCAGUCCUUGCAAGGCCACAGAAGGGACAUGGUGAGGGGAAAGUGAGAUGCGUGAGUCGCUCCAAGUGGCCUGAAGCUCAGAGUGGGUUGUGCAUACAGCAGGAAGAGCCUGAGAGCACUGACUGUACAGCAACCAAAUCAGGUUGGGCCACUGAUGUCACACUACAACAGUAUCCUGAGAGCAAUAGGACAAGACUAACUGGAUGAAUGGCAGUGUAUGGCAAGGCUAAAAGGGAACAGCAAGGUUUUUAAAGUUGGAUCUCUAAUAAUAAUAUUCAAGCAAGAAAUGAUGGGCACCUAAGCUGGCCCAAAGGAAGAGCUGUGAGGAUGCAAAAGGAAAGGGCUGAUUGGUAACUAACCAGAAUUUGUUAGAGGCAGACUCUAGAUUAUAGAAAACUAAUUCAAGCCACAUGACAGGGACUGAACAAAAAUAUUCCCUUUAAGACAUGCAGAAAAGCAGAGAAACAGGAUCUGUAGUGAUUUAAUCCAGGGGUACAAACUACACUUAGAUUUAAGAUUCUUAACAGAACCCAAAGAAACCAACUUUAAGCAAUAGAUUAAGGGAGACAAGGCUGAGGAGUGGAGAAAUGUGUGGCCCACCCUAAGUCUGAGCCACACCUGAUGGCAGCGUCUCUGAAUGGACAUGGUAGAAGGAAGCUUUUGCUUUUUGCCUGCUUGUUUUCACUCUCCCUGGUGAGCCCAUCUAUCCUGCCGAGGCCUGCCUUCCUUCACUGGCAGUGAACUUCUCCAGGAUCCAACAGACCAAAGAGCAGCUGAGACACUCAGCCUCAAGGACUGAACAACUACUGGACUUUAUGUCAAGACAGCCAUUGAUGGGCUAGCCUGACCACAGGCUGUAAGCCAUUUUACUAAAGCCCCUUCUAAUGUCUGUGGAUGCAUUCUGUCAGUUCUGUUCCUCUGGAGAAUACUUAUGUUAAACAAUGUAACAAAUUUCAGAUGUGGGCUACAGAGCUGAAGACCUUUACUUACCUAUCCAUCAUGGUCAACUAGAAGUCCCCACUGUAACUUUACCAAACCCCAAAUCUCAUAACUAAGAUGUGGCAGGUUUGUUUUGUUUUAAUCAGUGUUUUACUGCUGGACAAAACAACAGCUAUUCUAACCCCUACCUCCUCCCAAUUGUACUGUCAUCAUGGCUACUCAGGGUGAUUUUGUAGUAGUCAACUCCUGAGGUAAAUAUUCAUGUUGUAAUUUCUGUAAUAAAUGUAUUUCAUGACUGGC
Molecule: messenger RNA, 6573 nt
Organism: Grammomys surdaster
Lineage: Eukaryota; Metazoa; Chordata; Mammalia; Rodentia; Muridae
Gene: Azi2
Product: 5-azacytidine induced 2
Exons: 8
Coding region: 378-1595 (405 amino acids)
Biological process (GO): canonical NF-kappaB signal transduction
Cellular component (GO): cytoplasm
Source: RefSeq, a predicted model, not a curated record